This is a messenger RNA of Meleagris gallopavo (turkey), 2160 nucleotides long. NCBI's taxonomy places the organism in Eukaryota, Metazoa, Chordata, Aves, Galliformes, Phasianidae. The record is from RefSeq and is a predicted model, not a curated record.
GGUUCGCGGCUGCUGCUGAGGGAAACGGGGCUCCUGCGCCUCGGAGUGGGCCGCUGCCGCGGGCUUUCUCGGCUGGCCUGUGGAGUUAUAAAAUCCCUUCCGCGUUUUUUAAACAGAGCCUAACUGCUGCUGAGGGAAAAAAGCGAGGCAGGUCCGAUGACGGCAAAAGGAAGCCUCCCUGCAGCGGCGGGAUCCGUGGUUGUCCCUUACGGACAUGUGGUUGGGAACGAGAAGUGGCGGGGAUCAGAGAUGGCCCGCAGGCUGCAAGGGAAAACUAAACUCAUCUUUGAAGAUGGCUUGGGACUCGUGGAUUUCCAUCUUUCCAACAGAAUCUGUGUUUUAUAUAUUUCUGAAGCAGAUUUGGUUGCAGGGGAUGAAUUCAAGCGAAGAUUGGUGCGGUUUAGGAAUGCCAGCAGCCUUGGUGGAAUUGUGAUUGUCGAGAAGACUCCAAUAAGUGAGCAGUACUUCUCAGCAGUGCAAAAGCUCGUUGUGCUGCAACUUGGAAUGGUGUUGCUUCCUGUGGCAAAUCAAGAAGAAGCUUCUCAACUUAUUACUCAACUUGGACCAGUGAUGGUGGGAAGGGGAAGGCAGUUAACCAGGCAGCUGAGAGACCUAAGGAAUGGAGAUACUUUUAUUGAAAGGAGCAUUACAGAAACCUGCAGAGGUAUGUUAACAGUAAAUAGUAAAAACUUGUAACACGUUUUAUUUUCCAAGCAGCAGUAGAAUCAAAGAGCCACUACCCAAUGGCAGCAUCUGAUUUUUAUUCUUAAAUAAGUCAUUAACAUAUUUACACCUAUUAUUAAGAAACUAAAAAUGACACCUUUGAAAUUUAUAACCAGACACAAGCUUUCCCGUAAGUUUUGAGUAUCAAACAGCAAAUAUCUACUCUGUAGAUAGCAACAUUAACUAACACUAAAGUGUUAGCAACUUUCAAUUAAUUUCAUAAAAUAGAAGAAUUGAACAGAAAUACUCAGAGGUUUUUCAUCUCCUUGUCAAUACACGCUCAUGAGCUGUUCCAAGAAGUAGAAGAUUUCAUAUCAGUUUCUUAACCAGCAUGAUAAUAGUCUCCCACUGUGAUUUCUAAGUACUUUUUUUCCUCAUGUUUUGAAAGUGUCACUACAACUUACGUAUUCUUGGUCAAUAUACUAGAAAAUGUCAGUUUUGAGAUUUGUUCCACAGCUAUCCAUUUUAACAAGAGCAAUGAAAUGCAGAUCACGUUGUAACUAGGUUAAAUAAUUUCAAGUCUGGAAUAAAGCCUGUUUUUAAUAAUGCACACGCAACCUAGAUCAAAAAAGAGCAGAGUCAAAGUCCUUUGUAGUUCAAAAGACUGUAUGACUUCUGAGCCUUCUAAUUCUGUUCCCAAGUUAUAUCAGCUAUUCCAUAGAAUAUACCUCGUACUCUCAGAGAACAUUUAUGCAUAAAAACAACUGUUAGACCACCCUUUGCAUAAAGCUAUUUUCUCUGACAGCUUCCUCUCUCCUUUGUUCUUUAAGAUAAUUCUGUGUUAAGCAACUUACUAUGAACUCUAUGUUUUUACAGCAAAAUCAUCCUUCACUGUGUUCCCUACUGUUUUGCAUGCAGCAUCAAGUUUGUAAUAAAUAACUCCCAUCUACAAUAGUUGUAAAAACUGGUGAUGAUACUGUACUUUGAAAUUCCAAAGGAAUCCUGUCUCUGUGCAAGCUAUUUUAUUAUCAACAAACCAUUUUUUUCUAUCUCAAACCAUUUUGUUCUAACUUUCACAUUGACUCAAGUUCUGCAGUUUCUGCCAAACUCUGAUCUUCAUAGUAAGUGAAGUCAGUGGCACUUGUCCAAAGUUAUAUAUGUAUAUAGAUAAAAAUAGGUUAAAAGAAAAAACUUCAUGUUAAGGAAGAUUCAGUACAAUGAACUUUCUGUACCCAGAAGCGUGAAGGGGGAAAGCUUUUUCUUAACCUGAGAACUUCCAGCCACAGCUGAAGGAAGGCAGAGAGUGCUUGCAGCCUUCUGUCUAUUUUUAGUUCCCCAACUUAGAAAAGGCAGUUUGAGUGGGGCUUUCUUGGCCUGAUCAGUCUUGUUCUCUUCCAUGGCUAAACAGAUUAGGGAGUAUGUCUUCUGCAUUCCCACAGAGUAAGUGGCACUCUUGCUGUGCUGUAGGAAAGAGAGAAGAAUUAUAAGCACCAGUCA